GGGCCUGGGCGGCGGGCCCAGGGGCGGCGGCCCGGGGAUGGCCCCGCCGGCGCCUCCGGGCGGAUGGGGCAGGCCGGUUUCCGCGCCGGCGGGGACGGGUCCGCCGUCCAGGGUCGGUCCGCCGGGGGGCAGGGUAGGACCUCCCGGGGGUAGGGUCGGUCCGCCGGGCGGGGCUCCCGCGCGCUUCGGUCCCUCGCGCGUCGGCCCGGGAAGACAGUAGCGUACCAUCGGAUAGAGCCGGUUAGGAUGAAAAUAUUAGUCGUGUUACAGUUAUGGUCGAACGACGCU
Molecule: messenger RNA, 288 nt
Organism: Micromonas commoda
Lineage: Eukaryota; Viridiplantae; Chlorophyta; Mamiellophyceae; Mamiellales; Mamiellaceae
Exons: 1
Coding region: 38-220 (60 amino acids)
Source: RefSeq, a predicted model, not a curated record